UGUGACCCGAAAAUUCAUAACUGGCCAUUAGCCUCAGUAAAUCAAUUCAGGGAUGAGUUGUAAGCCAGCAAACCAAGACGCUCACCAAGACCAGUCUUGGGGACGUCCCUGCUGCUAAACAAUUUUAUCUUCCUGUCAUGGUUGAAGUUUUACAACAAAUAUAAGUCAAUAUAAAACUAGUGGUGUUGUGUGAUGCACAUCCUCCAACCCCAGUCAACCUCCUAGACUUUAGACCUGCAAACAAGUUCAUGUUGGUAUACUUUAUUUAACCUAUAUUUAGCUGGGGAGUCAUUGCUUAAGUCUGCCAUUUUAAAUAUACAACUGACAGUGAGUAUAAGUGACACUUUGUCAAUGACUUGCGAUAAUAAUUUCCCCCACCUUGACUCUCAUCAUCAGUACUUUCCCUUGCUGCCCACACAGAGAAAGUCUCGGAGGAGGAGAGUGCCAUAGAAAUGACCAAGAGCAUGUUGUAGUCCUUUUGAAGUUAUAUUCCAAUCAUUUAUCAAGUAUGAUGCUUUUACAUCUAUGGGAAUUCAUUUUGGGCCCUCCACAGGUUAGGUCCCCUAAGCCCUCCUGGUGAUACAACUCCAUGCUGGCACCAAGGGAAGCCAAGGCACCCUUUCAUCCUGUGUCAUUUCCUGACCUGAAUGAAUGAAUGGACAUGCCUGACUAUGACAGUUAGCUUUAAAAUAUAAUUUUGACACAGUUUGACGCUUAACAGCAAAUCAUUGACAAUUGAAAGAUACCCAAUGUUCAUAGAGUCUCCUCUACCCAUUAACUACAAAGGACAUCCUUUCAGUUAAGUAAUUUUGGUGGGAACUUGAAAAUAUUUAAAAGAGAGCGAAUCACUCAAAUAUUAUACUGCAAGACCUUCAGCGGGUAGAGACAGAGUAGUUACUAACCGUACUGUUGACUGGACACCUAAUAACAUAGAGGCUAGUUAGGUGUACUACUGGACAAUUCUCUUUGCAAAAUUGUGGACUGACUUUUGUUCAUAAUUUCUCAAUUUGAAUUUCUGAAGCUUGUGGAACAAUAAUGUUUAUAGAAGAGCGGAUUAUAACACUUUUUAAAAGGAACUUUCACCACACCUGUACAUACUGGAGUGUGUUCUUCAGUUUUGGACUGUGUAUAGCCUUCCUGGGACCCACCAUAUUGGACUUGCGAUGUCAAACCCAGUCUACACUGAGCCAGAUCACCUGGGUCUUCUUCUCCCAGCAGUUCUGCUUGCUCAUCGGCAGCUCAAUCGGAGGGGUCUUCAAGAAAACGUUGUUCAGUGCUCUAGCUGCACUGUUCUUGUCCUCGCUACUCAUCUCUGUAAUAUUUGCCAUCAUCCCCCUCUGCCAUAAUGUGCUGCUGUUGGCUAUUGCCAUGGCUGUGUCCGGUCUGGCCAUGGGCAUCAUUGACACCAUCGCCAACAUCCAGCUGGUCGCCAUAUAUCAGAAGGACUCGGCUGUCUUUCUCCAGGCCCUCCACUUCUUCAUUGGGUUCGGGGCGCUGGUGAGCCCUCUGAUUGCUGAUCCCUUCCUGUCGGAGACAGGCUGCAGGGUGGGGAAUGUGACAGAAAAUGUGACCGAGAUCAUGCACCACUUCAGGAACACGCUGAGGAACAGCCCCAUUGUGAUGCACAACGUGUCCAUGGACCACCUGCCCCUAGCAGAGGAGCCAGAGGAGUCCAUCGUGUCCUACGCCUUCUGGAUCAUGGCAAUGAUCAAUCUGCCAGUGCCAAUGGCAGUGUUAUUCCUGAUGUACCAGGAGCAGUUGAUCCCCUGCUGCCGCAGCACCACACCUCUUUUGCUGGACAAAGACGAGCUGUCCAUGGAGAACCAGGGGGCCGAGGGGCCUGACACAGAACCUAAAGACCAGGAGGAGGGAGGAGGUCAUGGGGAUAUCUUCAGCUGCUGUCAGAAUAACAACCUGCGUGAGUUGCCUGUGUCCUUCUUUGGGAUUCAUAUCGUUGGUGGAAUGGUCCUGUUCAUGACCGAUGGCAUUGUGGGUGCGUAUGCAGGCUUUGUGUACACAUAUGCAGUGUCUCCCCCCAUUUCUCUACCUAAUAAGACUGCGGGAUACCUGGUUAGUAUCUUCUGGGCAGCCAUUACUGCAGGACGUCUGGUGUCCAUCCCUCUCACCUUCCGCUUCCAGCCCGUUCGACUGCUCAUGAUUAAUCUGGCUGGUGUCAUUGUCACAGUGUUGUUGCUGCUCGUCCUCGACACCAGCAGUAUAUUCCUGUUUGUUGGGACCACUCUACUGGGCCUGUUCCUCAGCAGCAUCUUCCCCUGUAUGCUGGCUUACACUGAGGACAUCCUGGACUACCAAGGAUGUGCAACCUCAGUUCUGGUAACAAGUGCUGGGAUGGGAGAAAUGGUCAUGCAAGUCCUCGUUGGAUCGAUCAUCCAGAGUGAAGGCAGCUAUAGUUUCCUGCUCUGUGGAAUGAUAAUCGGUUGUAUGGGCUCCAUCCUCUUCUUCGGGCUGCUGUUCUUACAUCGCAUGCACAGGAAAUACCUCACUGGAACCUCAGUGAAGUCAGCCAUGGUGGAGGAGCUCCCACCAGCAGCAGCAGUAGUAGACAGUAAAACAGAACAGAAGGAGAGUAGCUGAGAGGCUAUGUAGCUGGGGCCAUUUGGUGCUCAGUAUUGUUAUUGACCAACAAUGUGAAGAGGAAGAAAACACGCCGUCAGUGAAGACAAAUACAUACAGUACCAGGACAUGUAAUGUUUUAGCCAUCCUGAAGGCUGCAAUAGCCAGAAGAGUGAAUAAGUCAUGUUUAAGUUAUUAAUAUAUUCCAAAUGAUUUAGUCCCUCCUUUUUUCCUUCCUGAAAAUGCCGCUACUGCUUCUUAUUCCAAUCAUCAUCAUCCCUUUAGAUAUGCUAAUGUUACCUUCUGUUUAAAACCCCUAUAGAUAAUGACUUU
Oncorhynchus tshawytscha (Chinook salmon) is the source of this 2907-nucleotide messenger RNA. RefSeq names its product major facilitator superfamily domain containing 4Ab (gene slc60a1b). The transcript has 10 exons. Gene Ontology annotation, biological process: transmembrane transport. The record is from RefSeq and is a predicted model, not a curated record. Lineage: Eukaryota; Metazoa; Chordata; Actinopteri; Salmoniformes; Salmonidae. Bases 1036 to 2595 code for a protein of 519 amino acids.